AUGGAACGUCCCGCUGAACCGCUGCUCCGAUGUUUCGACGCUAACGAUGCUUUACAUCGUCCGCCGUCACCCCCGCCCCGAAAAAUACCGGAAUCUGCGUUAUUCGCCCUCCGGGGCAUAUUGGUGUCGUCUCUACAGACGUCGGGCGGCAACGGCCACCGGAUCGGCGCUGCCGCCGCGCCCGUUCCGCGAGCUCGCCACGCUCCUGGCCGGACAUCGUCCUCGUCGCCGCCGCCACCUCCUCGACGUCGUCCACAUCUGCACGUCACGUUUGACUCGCCAACUGCCCGCGCCACCGCCGCAGGAGUGACCACUGUUAACUCUGACAACCGGCCAAGUACGGCACCAACACCACCUCAACAUUCUUCUAGAGGAAAAGAAAAUGCAAUCAAAGACCGCGAAGAACGAUUACGACUUGUUCGUGAAAAACACGACGAAGAACGUCAAAGAAAACUCGAUGAACUCAAACAACAAGCACUGGCUGUACAAAGGUAUCGAGAACAAAAAGAGGAGGAAAGACGGAGACGUUUAGAUGAAAUGCGUUCACGAGAUUCUGAAAGGCGACAACAAGUGGAAGAAAGAAAAAGACAAUUGUUUGAAGCCGAAAGAGAGAAACGAGACGCUAUACUAAAAAAAAAUCUAGAACGCGAGGCCAGAAUUGUGUCAAAAAGAAGAAAUGAGCGUAGUUCAAUUGUUUUUGCAUUCGGAAGUUCGACGCCUCGCAUGCUUGAACCAUCAGAAACUGGCGGAUCGUACUGGGCUAGUCGCAGAGCUACAUCUACCAGCAAUGUGAUGAUGCUGAGCAGUACAACUCCCAUGGGCCCUCUGACAAGGAGGUCGUCAGAGCGCGAGCUGAACGAAUGUUCUGGGAAAAAAAGGGCUGCUUCAGCUGGCGGUCUGUCGAACCGCAGUACCGACGAAGGCGGUGACGGGAGCGCCGAACGGAGGGCGGCCAGACGGAAGACGGACCUGAUGCCCACCAUCGUGUCCCCGCGUGACCUGACGCCCUGCAGCCGUCCCGGAUCGUCCAGUUCGUCCCGUCGGUCACCAGGUAGGGCGAGUUCGAUGACUCGGCUGGACGGCACCGCAGCCACCGCUUUCGGCGGCGGAGGCGUACGACUGCUGUCGUCGGCGCGCAGCAUGAGCCACUUGGCCGGCGGCGGCGGGCGAUCUGUUGUUUUAGGUGCCAACAAGGAUCGCUCGACGCACCACCGUAGUAUGAUCGCCUUGAACCCGGUGCCGCCGCCCAGACCCACCAGAGCCGAGCGACUGCGCAAGCGCGCCAGAGAAUUCGCAAACGGCGGUGGUGCAGGCAUGAAAUCUGGUGAAAUGACGCCGAAUCGACCUCAGAGUUCCAUGAGUCAGUCGAGCACUGGACCUUUGCCAACGCAACCGAGGUCCAGGCCCGUGGCGACGCCACGCAAACCGCGACCAAUCAGUAUAGCUGUGACCGGCGUCACAUCCGAUCCACCACCCGCAAAGUCUCCGGCCACUGGCGAAAGACCGCCAUUGCCCAAAGUGAAUGUUACCAAAAAGUCGAUUACCCCUAAGGUGGAGACGAAAAAGUUCCCCAACGACAAUACAAAACAGCAGUCAUCGACGGCUGUGAAGGACAAAAAUAAAAACUCAAAGAAUUCUACUGAAACUUCUGAUAACGUCGAAUCUUCUGAUCAGCAGCACACCACUACGGUGGUUUCCAAAGACGAAGACAGUCAUCGUGAAAAUUCGAUCCAAGGGUCGGUGAACGACCUGGCCGAAUGCGACAUGACCGCUUCGAUGUUGGCUACGAAACAGAAGAUCUCGACGGAAGAAGAAGCCAAGGCCGCGUUGGCGGAACGCAGAAAACUGGCGCGUGAACAAGCAGAAAGAGACGCGGAGUUAGAAAGACAACGAUUGGAAGCCGAGCGAUUGGCAGAAGAAGAACGUUUGCGUUGUGAAGAAGAAGAACAACGCCGGCAAGAAGAAGAACAACUGCGAAUGCUGGAAGAGGCUCGGAAAUCCGAAGAGUUGCGGUUGCAGUUGGCCAUCGAAGAGACGAAAAAACGCGAAGAAGAAGAUAAAAAACGUAAAGAGGAAGAACACAAGUUGAAAUUGGAGAAGGAAGAAGCUGACCGCAAAGCAAAAGAAGAAGCGGAAAAGCUGAGACAAGAGAUGGAAAUCAAAUUGAAAAAGGAGGAAGAAGACAGGCAGCUUAGACGUAAACGAGUUGAAGCCAUCAUGCUACGGACUAGGAACCAAGGCAAAGGAAACGCGUCGACUAAAGAAGAGACUGAAUCUGCCGAGCAACAAGCCGGCGAGAAUAAAACGGAAAAACCGUCGUCUGACCCGAUGACGACUAGUCAAGGACCGGUAUCCGAGACCGAAGCGAUGCUGACCGCCGAGAGGGUUCAUUCGUCGUCAUCGACGACGUCAUCAGCAUCCUCGUCGCCAACAUCACCGCCCGGCGAUACGCAGUCCAACGGAUUGCUUCCGGUAGAAACUUCCGGUUCCAAACAAAACGGCCGUGCGGACAACUCGGCGGUGCAUCAAAGCAACGGCUGCCUUCCGACGGCCAACGGUGGCACCGUUUUCAGCUCGGAAGUACAAUUAAACAACGUGACCAACAAUCUGCUAGAUUUAUCGUUGGAACCCAUUCCGUCUGACGCUCUGUCAACGCAACAAAUCAUUGAUAUCGGCAUGAGCAAGUGCAUUCAAGGCAACACCGCGGACUUUCCCGCGUACCAAGAAACUAAUAGAUCAGAACAACAAAUUGUCAAUGAUCUACUGUCUUAA
This is a messenger RNA of Macrosiphum euphorbiae (potato aphid), 2772 nucleotides long. NCBI's taxonomy places the organism in Eukaryota, Metazoa, Arthropoda, Insecta, Hemiptera, Aphididae. The record is from the annotation of a GenBank genome assembly.